Molecule: messenger RNA, 2700 nt
Organism: Durusdinium trenchii
Lineage: Eukaryota; Dinophyceae; Suessiales; Symbiodiniaceae
Source: the annotation of a GenBank genome assembly
AUGAGCAAUCCGAGUCGAAUGGGAGACUAUGCCCGAUAUUCAGGUGACUAUGACGGGGUUGUAAACCAAACAGACGGUUCAUUUGCUGCUAAGUGUGAUGCAAACAACCGCUGGUGGUUUGCUCCCGCAUGUCGUCACAAUUCCUCAGCAUGUAUCCCUGUCUUCACGGCCGGGACCGGUUGGAAGGUGCAGGCCAUGAUGCAGUGGUCAACUGCAUAUGGAAUUCCAGCUGCCAUUGCAGUCUCGGGUGGGUGGUCUUUGUUCGUGAAGCACGUGCAGACUUUCCGAGCUCUUCACUACUGGUGGGUUCCAGAUUCGACCUUCAUCGACAUGUUGCCCGAGCAGUUGAUUUUUGCCCGGCACAGUGCCAACGAAUGGCUCGCUGGAGACAAGAAGACCGGAGGCCUUGGAAGCUAUGUGUCCAAGAUGGUGAGCAACAACUUACGGUCCAAGGCUGGCAGAGUGCGAGAGUUCGUCUCCAACAUGAAUUUCGAGCUACCAGAAAUCCAAAAUCUUCUUUUGGAGUACAAGGAGUCGGGGUCAGCCCUCAAUGUUUCUUGCAAGUGGAUGCAAGACAAUCGAGCCAGGUGGUCGGCCUGGAAACCAAAGUUGACCAGCUGCUACGAAGGCUUUGGAUUGGUUGACGCCUCCGGAGCUUUUGUCCCCAACAGGACACUGGCCGUUGGAUGCGGCCUGUGCCAGGCAGGAACUGCAUCUGAGGAGCUCAUUGAUGAUGAGGGAAGGACCUUCCAAUGCAAACAAUGCCCUCCUGGCUACAGUCAAUCAAACACUUACUCCACCCAAUGUGAGCCGUGUCCAAAGGGCACUUCAGCCAGCAGUUUUGGGAGCACAACGUGCACUCCAUGCGAUGAAGGAGACUAUCAACCAGAUACAGCUCAGACCUCGUGCAUCUCUUGUGGUGCUUCCCGAACGACCCUGUUGUUGGGUGCAUCAUCUCUCGCAGAUUGUGUGUGCCAGGCGGGGAAAAUCGAGCAGGAUUCCACUUGCAUGGAUUGCAAUGAGGAAAGCAUGCAUUGUCCAAAAGGAAGCACUAUUGCAAAGCUAGAAGCAGCUUCCGGAACCACGGACUUGAAGGGUCCCUACGUGAAGAGGGGCUUCUUCAGCAAUCCAGAAGCACCUCUUGACACUUACAAAUGCGCUGCGGAGCUCUAUUGUCCCGGUGGUUCUCCAGGUGUUUGCUUCGGAGACCGUGAAGGUUUGACUUGUGGUGACUGCGCUGAUGGGCAUUAUUGGGCUUCCAACAAAUGCGAACCCUGUGGAGCUGUGCCAGCUGCAUGGGCUUUCUCCGUGACAAUGGUCGUGGUUGGAGUCUGUGGCUCUUACUAUAUGCUAACAUCGAGCUAUACAGCGAAGGCCAGUGUGAUGAUGUCCACCACCGCAGCCUUGGGAAUGCUAGUGGCCUUAUUCCAGAAUUUGGGUGUUUUGAACACAGUCGCUGUUCAGUGGCCAGAUGGCUUGCGAGAUAUCCUGAACUUUGCCUCAGUUUUUACUUUCAACCUUGAUGCUCUUGGCUUUAGUUGUGCUGCAGGAGGCAAUGUGGCCCGCUAUGUGAGCACAGCCUCGUUCUUUUGGGUAGUGUUUCUUGCGCUGCCCACAGUUGGUUUGCUCACGAACUUCAUUCCAAUUCUGAAGCGCCGAAAGCUAGCGUGGGAGAAGAACAAGACCAUCAGUACGACGGGGCAAUUCUUGCAGGUCGGCUUCACAACCAUGUGCAAUGUCGGCCUCAUGCCGUUCAUGUGCUAUCGACAUCCUACCGGUCAAUCGAGCAUCUUGAAGUACCCGAAUGUCUUCUGCCGCACUGAUGACCACGUGAUCAUGCGGGUUUUUGGAGCUUUGGUGAUCUUGUUGGCCUUCACGUUCUUCUCAGCAGCUUGCUAUGCGGCCUAUCAAGCGCCCAGGUGGUCUGGCAAACCAAGGCUGGCGGCCAUUCGCUUCUUGAUCUUCCGCUUCCGGCCCAACGUAUGGUAUUUUGGCUUGGUCCUCUUGGCUCGAGGACCCUUGCUGUCCAUGCCAGGUGUGAUCGCGACCAACAUGCCCAGCUUGCAACUUACGCUGAUGCACAUGAUUCUGCUUGGAUCUUUUUGCGUUCAAUUGUGGUUCCUGCCUUGGAAGUCCCCAAUCCUGAACCUGGUCGAUGGAUUGUCAGUGUCGCUCCUCGUGAUGCUUUUGGCAGGGUCGCUUGGAUAUGCCGACAGCAGCGGGGAAGACGCUGCACGUGUUCUAUCUCUCUUCGGCACCGUCAUCUCCUCUUUGAUGGUCGUCAUCCUCGGAGGGAUGGUGAUGCUUGGCCUGACCGCUCUCAUCUACCGCUCGGCGCUGGGCAGUUCAAAGGAAUUGCGCAUCAUGAACCUGGGCAAGGUCCCACAAGAGAAGGAUGUCUUUCAAAGUCUCCUGGACGUGGCGACUUUCCUCAAGGAAGAUGGACAAGGCAAGGAGGCGACCUUCAUCAAGGACUUGAGCAAUCUCUCAACAUAUGACAUUGGCACCAUCACUCGUGCGAUCCACAUUUUGGCUGAUGACUUGAAUAUGGUCGUUAGCCAGAACGGCAGCAUGCGCAAGAGCUCCUCCCGGCGCAUCGCGACCGGAACACGCACCUUCAGGACUCAGGGCCUUGAAGGAACAUGUGGGCACCAAAAACUAAAACCAAACGGAAGAUACGCUAAUAGUCGUGGGGAGUAG